Molecule: messenger RNA, 975 nt
Organism: Symbiodinium sp. CCMP2592
Lineage: Eukaryota; Dinophyceae; Suessiales; Symbiodiniaceae
Source: the annotation of a GenBank genome assembly
AUGAGCACUCAGGCCUCAUCAGCGGACUGGUGCCAGCAUCUGUCUCAAAAGGCGCUCGCAAGCUCUUGGCGGUUCAAGUGCGAAGACAUCCAGAUCGAAAAGGAGCUUUGCCGGACCCUGAAGAGCAACGUGCACCUGGGGAGAUGGAAAGGCGCUCAAGUCGUAGUCAAGACCUUGCUUGCCGCAAAUAGCGAAUCAAGUGAGGAGCCCAGGGAUGCUUCGCCAGCAUCAGUUGCAGAGGAGCUCCUGCACGAGAUUGAUGUGCUGUCGUCUAUUCGCCACCCAGACCUCGUUCUGUUUUUAGGUGCCUGCCUCGACACCUCGUGUUCGAUCGCCUGCAUCACUGAGUACAUGCCCGGGGGUGACUUGGAGUCCUUCUACGUCGCCAAGCGAGCGAAGCGCCAGGCCCCUGUGUGGCAUCCUCAUUUGCAGCAAGUGGUGUCGUGGGCGGCCGCCACCGCUCGUGGCCUUCUCUUCUUGCACACGCGAGAAGUUCCUCUUGUACACCGUGAUCUCAAGCCCAUGAACCUUCUCUUGACCAAGCACCUGGACCUGAAGAUUGCCGAUCUUGGUAUCAGCCGGGUGCUUGCGGCGGGCACUAGAGAUCACAGCAGAUACGCCAUGACCGGUGGCGUGGGCACUUUUCGGUACAUGGCUCCGGAGGUAGCUCGGGGUCACUACUACGACGAGAAGGUAGACAUCUAUGCGUUUGCCCUAAUCCUCUACUUCAUGUGCUCCGGCCAGCAGCCCUUCCAUCACCUGGGCCAAGAUCCGGAGUUUGUCCUGCAGCUCUACACCCAGGGAGAAGAUCCGAGACCCUUGCUGACGGACUGCCCGUGGAAACUACGGGGCCUCCUCGCCGCUGCUUGGGCGGAGGAGACCCAAAAGCGCCCGGACGCAGGGCAGAUCCUCGCCGCACUGGAAAACCUGGAAGAAGAACAGGCACAACCUGCCUGCGGCUGCUCCCUGAUGUGA